Molecule: messenger RNA, 998 nt
Organism: Momordica charantia (bitter melon)
Lineage: Eukaryota; Viridiplantae; Streptophyta; Magnoliopsida; Cucurbitales; Cucurbitaceae
Product: alpha carbonic anhydrase 7-like
Biological process (GO): one-carbon metabolic process
Molecular function (GO): carbonate dehydratase activity; zinc ion binding
Source: RefSeq, a predicted model, not a curated record
AUUUUCUAUAAAUCCCUCUACUCUACAUGCUCCUUGCCGUAUUCUCAAACCGAGCUCUGAUCUUCUCUCCGCAAAUUAAAUUCCUUUUACUUCCCCAACAAUGGCGACGUUGAAUUGGAGAGUUUCUGUUUUUCUCUUUCUAGUCUCUAUCUUGUUCUGCCCAUUAGUCAUUGCACAAGAAGUUGAGGACGAAAGUGAGUUUGAUUACAUAAGAGGAAGCAAGAAAGGGCCUUCAAAAUGGGGAGAGAUCAAGAGAGAAUGGGAGAGGUGCAAAAAUGGCGAAAUGCAAUCUCCCAUUGAUUUGUCCUCCACAAGAGUCAAAGCUAUCAAAACUUUGGGUCACCUCAACAACAAAUACAAACCCUCCAAUGCUAUUCUCAAGAAUCGUGGCCAUGAUAUUUCGAUUAAGUGGGAGGGAAAUGCAGGAUCAAUCAAGAUUAAUGACACAAAUUAUCUUCUUCAACAAAUCCAUUGGCACUCUCCUUCUGAACAUACUCUUAACGGGAGGAGGUACGAUUUAGAGCUUCAUUUAGUUCACCAAAGUUCACAUACAGAUGUCAAAUAUCCCAUCGCCGUUGUUGGCAUCUUCUACAAGAUGGGUCGUCCCGACCCUUUUCUCUCCAAGCUGAGUAGGAAAAUAAAGGCAUUGGGUGAAGAAAAGGAGAAAAAAUUGGGAAGAAUAGAUCCUAGAAUGAUAAAAAUGGGUAGCAUCAAGUAUUAUAGAUACAUGGGCUCUCUCACUGUUCCUCCUUGCACUGAAGGUGUCAUUUGGAACAUUAACCAAAAGAUAGGAACAGUCUCACGGGAACAGGUGAAGCUACUGAGAUCGGCUGUUCACGAUUCUGCAGAGAAGAAUGCAAGACCAAUCCAACCACGUAAUGGACGACAAGUCGACCUCUACGACCCAAACCCAACACACACACCCAAUUGAAAUUGAUAAUUAAAUUAUUUCCUUCAUUUAUUUAUCUUGUAUUUUGUAACAUCUCAUUUUUGGUCCU